GGCACGAUGCUGGGGUUUCUAUACACACAGGGCUAGGAUAGAGGACGUGGUAUCCUCUGUGCUUGUUUAGGAUGGAUAUAUAGGCUUUUUUUCAUAGUUCAAGACAGGGGAAAAGUAGAGUUAUUCCUCAGUUAGUGUCUGAUAUAUUGUAUAAUAUAAAGAACAGGGUAGAGUGGUGUACAGAGAGCGCGGGGUUGGUAGUGGGCGCUGCUGGUCUGUGCGGGUUUGUGGAGCGCGCUGUGUUUAGAGUGAGCGGCGGAGAAAGGGGCGGAGCUUCAGCGGCGGACAGCAGCACACAGCUUCAUCACCACAGCAGAAAGCCUUCACUGUGCUGCUGUUACUACAGAAGUCAUCAUGUCUUACCGCACCCAGCCACGAGACUUCAGCAACCUCAUACAAACAUGCAGCUCCAACAUUCAGAAAAUAACCCAGAACACUGGCCAAAUCAAAACCAUGCUGUUCCAGCUUGGCAGCAGACCAGACACACCUGAACUUCAGGACAGACUUCAGCAGAUGCAGCAUUACACAAACCAGUUAGCCAAAGAAACCAACAAGCACUUGAAAGAACUGGGUUCUCUACCUCCACCUCAGUCUCCGUCAGAGCAGCGGCAGCAGAGGAUCCAGAAGGACCGGCUGAUGAAUGACUUCUCUGCAGCCCUCAAUAACUUCCAGGUGGUCCAGCGUCGAGCAGCUGAGAGGGAGAGAGAGUCAGUGGCUCGGGCCCGGGCAGGUGGCCGCCUGCUGGUUGACGAGGGACAGGAUGAACAACUUGUGACAUUUGAAAAGAAUGAAGACUUGAGGCAAACACAGAGUCUGACAGAGGAGGAGCCCAUCACAGAAGAUGACCUGGAACUGAUCAAAGAGAGAGAAACCAACAUUAGGCAGCUGGAGUCAGAUAUCAUGGAUGUGAACCAAAUUUUUAAGGACUUAGCAGUGAUGAUUCAUGAUCAGGGGGAUAUGAUAGACAGCAUAGAGGCAAAUGUGGAAAGUGCUGAAGUGCAUGUAGAGCAUGGAGCUGAACAACUCCAGCGUGCUGCUUACUACCAGAGAAAAUCACGCAAGAGGAUGUGUAUUCUGGCUCUUGUGCUGUCCUUGGUGGUGACCAUUUUUGCCAUAAUUAUCUGGCAGGCUAUCAAGUGAGGUGAUGCCAUUUGUUCGAUUUGGUGCAUUUUACGAUAUUCAGUGUCGAAUGGAGUGAGAUUGGCUGGAUGAUUGAGCAUCUUCUUUGAUGUGCGUGUGUGCAUGUGUGUAUGUGUGCUAAAACUACUGUUUAUCAAAGAAUGAAAAGUUCCUCUUAUUACCUAGAACACGUCUGGUAAAAUGUUGAUGUGCAACAGAAAUACUGACCUAAAUCUUCAAAGCAUCUUGCAUGGCCAGCAGCCCUUUCUACAGGUUACCAUCAUGAUAGUGCUAGUGAAGUGAAGGUGUGUCCAGUUCCCAAAUAUUAGGCAACAUAAAAGAGAGAGAGAGAAAAUUAUUUGUUUAUUUAUGUGUAUGGGUGAGUGUGCACAAAUGUGCAUGUGUAUGCAAUACAAUCCAUAUGUAACUGGACAGUGACAAUUUUUGUGGUUUUGGCUUUGUACUCCUGUUCAUUUGAUCUGAAAUGGAACAUUAGUGAUAGUAAGAAUGUCAGCUUAAAUUUGAAAUAUGACAACUGAAUUUUUUAAUACAUACACUUUCAUUGACAUGCUUAGUUUUUUUCGGCUAGUUGUGAGUUGUUACAGAGCACUGAACAUGCAUUCCACUUACUGGACACAAGACUGAAAAAUAAAAGCCUCAAAAAUAAAGAUAUCUACAGAUAGAUAUAGAUAGCUAAUGUCUGGAGAUAUUCAUGGGUUGGAGAUAUGAAUUAUGAUUACCAAAACUUAGUUCUCAAGCUGUCAAAUUUAGGGUGUUUUCAUGCCUAAAAGGUUCAUGUGUUUGUUACAUUGUCUACAUUUGGUGCAGUAACCAUGGCAUAAUAUGUGGCCUGAUUCACUGCUAUAGCUACUAAUGAGUCAGAGAAUCUGAACCAAAUAGAGUGGGUGUGAAAGCAACCUAAAAUGCAAAAAUAUUGUUUAAAAUAUAGAUUUUUUCAGAAUAGCUCAAUGUCUCAUAUAUUUUACUGUACUAAAAUAAAUCAAAAGUUGUGAUUCUUGUGUUGACUGUGUGGGGCAGUUACCCAGACUGAGCUUAAACCUACUUAGACAUAGCUUUUUAAAUGGAGAUUGUCCUUUGAAAGGAAAAUAUAGUUUAUGACUAGGCUUAAUCCCUGUCUGGGAAACCAGUGUGUGUGUGUGUGUUUGUGUGUUUGUGUGUGUGUGUGUGUGUUUGUAAACAUGGUUGUGAUAUUCUACUUCCAUUUCUGAUCCAGUGUGAUGGAGCACAAAGCCAAAACUACUACAAAUAAAAUUGUUAAUAUCGAUGUUUAUUGCACUAAUGGAGGUAAUGCACAUAUUGUACAUGUACUUACUAAUACUCACUGUUUUUCCCUGUAAUUACCAUAACAAUUACUGUAUUUAUACAUAGUGUAUUCUACUGUGGCACAAUGUCUUUUUUAAGUGGUAUGGUGUCCAUAACGAAAGAUCAAAGUCACUCCAAACCUGCUGCUGUUCAUAUAAUGCAAGUACAUAUAUAUAUAAGCUAUGUGCUUUUACUGUAGCAUCAUACGAGUCUAAACAUCCAUUGAGACUCAGCAGGUCACGGGAAUUAAAUGUUUAAUCUGAACCUCAGAUUUGGUACAUUUGAUUAUAAUGUAAUACCUGAUGAAAUAUCAGAUUAUACUAUUGCUGUCUGUAUGUCCUAUGAAUAAGCAUAGUGUUUCCACUGCACAAAGUGUAUUUAUUUUAGAAACCUAUUUAUUAAUGAGGCUUUAGAAUUGUUACGUUAAUUUUUACUUUGUAUUUCUCUUUAUUGAUUUUAGCAGUUCCUUUUUAUUAUCAGAUGCUCUAACUUCACACACAUUUAUGUUUUGAUUUGUUUAAACACAUUUCCUGAAUGCCUAAAUAGUUUUGAUUUAUCUGAAGUUAUAAUUAAUAGGUAAAACCAAUGAAUAUGUCAGUUGUAUCAUACAUAUCCUGAUGAUUGCUGUUCUUACUGUACAAGUACACAUUGCUGUGGAACUCUGACUGUUUUUAUGUUAACCACUGGGUGGCACUCAGUGUACAGAAAAAAAAAAGGAAAGCUUCAUUCAUUAGUCCAAUAUUUACAUAACAUGUAAAUGAGCACAGAAAUCCUCCAGGUUUUAACCAGAGCCAUUGCUGACCUUAGCUAAAAUGAAUUGUGUUGUGGUCUGGGACACUGGGACUUGAGUCUAUAUAUUUAGCAUAUUUCUCCACAAAAGAUCUUUCAUUCUUAUAGGUGUCCUUGACUUUAUAUUGCAACUAUUUACACAAUACCCAUGGAGCAUUGUAUUAAUUUGUAUCUUUGGUCAUUUAAGUUUAAUGGGAACCUUCAAAAUCCUCAGUUAAAUCAUUGCAUUCUGUAUGUGCUUGUUUUGUUUUUUAACUAUUAUUGUGAUGCAUUUAAAUUAUGAUUGUAUUUGUAUUGCCUAGUUUUGCAUACAGUCCUUAGAUAACAAGGACCAUAAUGAAUUUUUCAUUUGAAGCCCCAAAAAUGUCCUGAAAGCGACAGAAGACGAACUGCCACAGACAUCUCCCCUGAGGACUGAGCCCAUCACGGCUCCAAAAGAGUGUACUUAAUAUGAUUUAAAACUUAAUGUCACAUUAAAUUUGCAUAUUGUCUGACAAUAGUCAUAGUGUAUAGAGGCUGUCUUACCAAUAUGCUUUAUACAUGUUCCUUGACUGCAUAAUGUAAUCAUUUUCAGGAAUGAAAUAUGAAAAUAUGUAGUUGUUGUUAAGCAACAUCCUUUCCCUUUUCCAGUUUCUGUAAGUGGACUGAUGAUUAGAUCUGAUGAAUCGCAGUGUUGCCUUAAGCAGAUUGUAAACUGAUUGAUUUGGUUUGUUACACAUGGAAAAUGCCACUGUCCUUUUUAUUUUAUGUUAAAUUUGAGGUCAUUUGAUUUGUUUAAAACAUUUAUACUCCAUUAAAAAGGAAGACUUC
Astyanax mexicanus (Mexican tetra) is the source of this 4041-nucleotide messenger RNA. RefSeq names its product syntaxin 12, like (gene stx12l). Gene Ontology annotation, molecular function: SNARE binding; SNAP receptor activity. Gene Ontology annotation, biological process: vesicle fusion; intracellular protein transport; vesicle-mediated transport. Gene Ontology annotation, cellular component: SNARE complex; synaptic vesicle membrane; endomembrane system. The transcript has 10 exons. The record is from RefSeq and is a predicted model, not a curated record. Bases 355 to 1140 code for a protein of 261 amino acids. Lineage: Eukaryota; Metazoa; Chordata; Actinopteri; Characiformes; Acestrorhamphidae.